AAUGGGCGGCGGCGUCUCAUGCGGCCGGCCCGCCGCCGCCGCCGCCGGGUCCCGGAGCCAGAGGCCGCCCGAGCCGGAGCGCGAUGGAGCGAGGGCCCCAGGCGGGGAGGCGCCGCCGCCGAGCCCGCGGCCCGACGCCCCCUCAGUGAGCUCGCGCCCCCGCCGCGGCGCCCGGCCGCUCGGAGCCGCGCCGCCGCCGCCUUCGCGCCCGGGCCGCGCGGCCGGGAGACGGGCCGGGCUGCAUGGCCUCGCCCGCGCCGCGCCGCUGAGCCCGGAGCCGCCGCCGCCGGGCCCCCUCAGCAGCGUCCGGACAUACCUUUUGGAUUUAAUUGGGUUGUCGUCAGCCUCAACUUUUAGCUAUGGAAUCGACGGGUGAGGAUGACGCGGUGGCCGAGUGAAUGAAGAGUGAGUGAGGAGCAGAACAAUGCCCAAGGGAGGGUGUUCUAGAACGUCACAGCAAGAAGAGUGUCCCCUCAGCAACGACAUGGUGGAGAAGCAGACGGGGAGAAAGGAUAAAGAUAAAGUUUCUCUGACCAAGACCCCAAAGCUGGAUCGCAGUGAUGGUGGAAAGGAAGUGAGAGAGCGCACAACCAAGCGGAAGCUGCCCUUCAGCGUGGGCGCCAAUGGGGAGCAGAAGGACUCGGACACAGAGAAGCAGGGCCCUGAGAGGAAGCGGGUCAAGAAGGAGCCCGUCACCCGCAAGGCUGGACUGCUCUUCGGCAUGGGGCUGUCUGGGAUCCGUGCCGGCUACCCACUCUCUGAGCGCCAGCAGGUGGCACUGCUCAUGCAGAUGACGGCCGAGGAGUCGGCCAACAGCCCAGUCGACACGACACCAAAGCACCCCUCCCAGGCGACAGUGUGUCAGAAGGGGACCCCCAACUCCGCCUCAAAAACCAAAGACAAAGUGAACAAGAGAAAUGAGCGAGGAGAGACACGGCUGCACCGAGCCGCCAUCCGGGGCGAUGCACGGCGCAUCAAGGAGCUCAUCAGCGAGGGCGCCGACGUCAAUGUCAAGGACUUUGCUGGCUGGACAGCACUGCACGAGGCGUGUAACCGGGGCUACUAUGAUGUGGCGAAGCAGCUGCUGGCCGCAGGCGCCGAGGUGAACACCAAAGGGCUGGAUGACGACACACCGCUGCAUGAUGCCGCCAACAACGGCCACUACAAGGUGGUCAAGCUGUUGCUGCGCUAUGGUGGGAACCCUCAGCAGAGCAACCGGAAGGGCGAGACACCCCUAAAGGUGGCCAGCUCCCCGACUAUGGUCAACCUCCUUCUGGGCAAAGGUACCUACACAUCCAGCGAGGAGAGCUCCACAGAGAGUUCCGAGGAGGAUGAUGCCCCGUCCUUCGCACCAUCCAGCUCAGUGGAUGGCAACAACACGGACUCUGAGUUUGAGAAAGGCCUCAAGCACAAGGGCAAGAAUCCAGAGCCCCAGAAAGCCACAGCCCCUGUCAAGGAUGAGUACGAGUUUGACGAGGAUGAUGAGCAGGACCGCGUCCCUCCAGUGGACGACAAGCACUUACUGAAAAAGGACUACAGGAAAGAAACGAAAUCCAAUAGUUUUAUUUCCAUACCCAAAAUGGAAGUGAAAAGUUACACCAAGAACAGCACGAUCGCACCAAAGAAAGCCGCGCAUCGCAUCUUGUCAGACACGUCCGACGAGGAGGAGGUCAGCGUCACUGUGGGGGCAGGAGAAAAGCUCAGGCUCUCAGCACACACAAUGCUGCCUAGUAACAAAGCCAGGGAACCUUCUAAUGCCAAGCCACAGAAGGAGAAGAAUAAAGUGAAGAAGAAGCGAAAGAAAGAAACAAAAAGCAAAGAAGUUCGGUUUGGGAAGAGAAACGACAAAUUCUGUUCCUCCGAAUCCGAGAGCGAGUCCUCGGAUUCUGGUGACGACGACGAUGAUGGGGACUCGGUGGGCAGCUCGGGCUGCCUCAAGGGCUCCCCCCUGGUGCUGAAGGACCCUGCCCUGUUCAGUUCCCUCUCUGCUUCCUCCACCUCCUCCCAUGGUAGCUCCGCCACCCAGAAGCAUAACCCCAGCCACUCGGAACCACACGCCAAGCACUGGCGGACGGACAACUGGAAAGCUGUUUCUUCUCCUGCUUGGUCAGAGGUCAGCUCCCUCUCGGACUCCACACGCACCCGACUGACCAGUGAAUCUGACUCCUCCUCUGACGGUUCCAGUGUGGAGUCGCUGAAGCCCGUGAGGAAGAAGCAGGAGCACAGAAAGAGACCCAGCCUACAGGGCACCCUGGCCGAGAAACGUGGUGCCUCACACACCAGCAACGAUGGUGCCAUCCCCAAGCUGGACAAGGAAGGGAAGAUCGUAAAGAAACACAAGAUGAAACACAAACGCAAAAGUAAGGAGAAAGGGCUGAGCUCAGCCAGUCAAGAGCUCAGACUGCGAAGCCUCACCUAUGAGCACGAGGACACCCGGCCGAGGCCAGAGAAGGGCCUGCUCCUGGACCCCGACAUCCCCACCGAGAGCAAGCUCAGGGCAUCGAAGCACGAGCGGGACCACUUUAAGAAAGAAGAGAAGCUGAGCAGAAUGAAGCCAGAAGAGAAGGAGUGGUUCUUCAAGGACGAGCUGCUCAAAGCCUCCAAGGAUGAAAAGUCCCUUAAGAGAAUCCGAGACCUGAGCCGGUCCUUCCGCGAAGACAAAGAGCGGCCCAGCAAAGGUGAGAAGGAGAAGGCAGUGAAGGAGAAGUCUCCCAAGGAGGAAAAGCUCCGCUUGUACAAAGAGGAAAGGAAGAAAAAGUCCAAAGACAGACCCUCCAAGUUAGAGAAGAAGAAUGACUUUAAAGAGGACAGACUUUUAAAAGAGAAGGAGAAGGCAUUCAAAGAAGACAAAGAGAAACUCAAGAAAGAAAAAAUCUGCCGGGAAGACACUGCCUUCGACGAGUACUGUAACAAAGCUCCAUUCCUGGAGAGUGAAGACACCAAAUUCAGCCUCUCUGAUGACCAGCAGGAGCGCUGGUUUUCCGACCUGUCUGACUCAUCCUUUGACUUCAAGGGGGAAGACAGCUGGGACUCACCUGUGACGGAUUACCGGGACAUUAAGAGUGAGUCUGUGGCCAGACUGAUCCUGGAGACUGUGAAGGAAGGCAGCAAAGAGAAGCGGCGUGAGGCACGGGCCCGCGACCGGCGUGAGCCUACAGAGCGCCGGGCUGACCGAGACGGUCUGCUCCGGAGAAAGGAACGGGACUAUCUAGACAGGAGCUGUGAGAAGAGGAGGGAGCCUGCCGAGAAGCACAAGAGCAGUGUCCCCAGCUACCUCUCUGAGAAGGACCGGAAGAGGAGGGAGUGCGCCGAGGGCGGGCGCGAGACCUGCAGGGACAGGAAGGAGCUGCCCGAAGGUGCCAGGGAGCGCAAGGACGGCAGGUCCAAGGCUGACGAUGACCUAAAGGAGCUGGGCCCUGAUGGCACUUUCAAGGACAGGCCCGACUGCGAUUUUGGCAAGAGCCUGGAGCCCUGGGAGAGGCACCAUCCUGGCAGAGAGAAGGAGAAGAAGGAGAAGACAAAAUUGGAAAAGUACAAAGACAAGUCUAGUGACAAAGAAAAAAGCGAGAAAUUCAUACUUGAAAAAUGUCAGAAGGACAAAGAAUAUGACAAAUGUUUUAAAGAGAAAAAAGACACUAAGGAGAAGCAUAAAGACCUCCACAGCAAAGACAAAGAGAGAAAAGCUUCUCUGGACCAGGUGAAAGAGAAAAAGGAGAAGGUGUUUCCAGGAACCCUCUCUGAUGACUUCUCCGAGAAAAAGGAUGAGAAGAAAGGCAAAGAGAAAAGCUGGUACAUCCCCGACAUCUUCACCGACGAGAGCGAGGACGAUAGAGACGAGUACCUGGGGGCUGGCGAGGGGCCCGAGAGGGAGGACACACGGGAGCCGGCCCCUGCAGACCGGCACCGGAAGGGCUCCGCUGACCGGCAGCACGCAGAUCGACAGAAGGAAAAAGAGCUUCGAGAGAAGAAGAAGGACAAGGGUGUCGCGGAGGCUGGCAAGGACAGGAAGGAGAAGGGCUUCGAGAAACACAAAGAGAGGAAGGACAGAGAGUGCGUGGACAAGUACAAGGAGCGCAAGGAGCGCACUUCCACAGACUGCGCGCAGGAGAAGAGAAGCAGACAGAAGCCCCCCGAGAAGGCAGAGAGGAAGGCCAGCGCUGAGGACAAGGCCAAGAGCCGGCACCGCGAGCGGCCCGACAGGGACCACUGCCGAGGGGAGCGCAGGGCGCCCCGGGGUGGCGAGCCAGAGCGCAGCCUGCUGGAGAAGCUGGAGGAGGCGGCACUGCACGAGUACCGGGAGGACCCCAAUGACAAGGCCAGCGAGCUCUCUUCCGACAGCUUCCUGGACCGCACACAGGACCCAGCACUCAGCGCCCUUCUGGACGUGGCCUUUCCAGAGCCACCAGAAGAGAAGGCCAAGGAGAAGGAGCGGCUGCGACACUCUUCGUCGUCCUCCAAGAAAAGCCAUGACCGAGAGAGGGCAAAGAAGGAGAAGGCCGAGAAGCGGGACAGGGGCGAGGACUGCAAGGAGCUCGGCAGCCGCAAAGACUCAGGUCAGUAUGAGAAGGACUUCCUGGAGGCAGAGGCAUUUGGCCUAGCCUACAGUACCAAGGCUGACCUCGAUGAUGAGUUGGAGAAAACCAUUGAACUGUUCUCCGCCGAGAAGAAAGAGAAAAGUGAUGCGGAGAGAGAGGCUUCCAAAAAAAUUGAGAAGGAGCUGAAGCCUUUCGGGUCCAGUGCCAUCGGCCUCCUGAAGGAGAAGAAGCGGAGGGAGCGACACCGGGAGAAGUGGAGGGACGAGAAGGACAGGCACAGGGACAGGCAUGGUGACAUGCUCCCGAGGCACCACAAGGACGAGCCCAAGCCUGCAGCCAGGGACAAAGAUGGCCCUGCCAGUGCCUUCAGGGCCAAGGACGAGAGCAAGCUGAAGGAGAGGCCCCGAGAGAACCCUGACAAGGACAAAGGGGACACAGCCAAGAUGAGCAACGGUGGCGAGCGACUGCCGCCGUGCCGGGAGCAGGGCCGGAAGGACGCACGGCCCCGGGAGAAGCUGCUGGGUGACGGGGACCUGAUGAUGACCAGCUUCGAGCGGAUGUUGUCCCAGAAGGACCUGGAGAUCGAGGAACGGCACAAGCGGCACAAGGAGCGGAUGAAGCAGAUGGAGAAGAUGCGGCAUAGGUCUGGGGACCCCAAGCUCAAGGAGCGCACGAAAUCCACUGAGGAUGCACGCAGGAAGAGCGUGGACGUCCCUGCCAAGAAGCCACCCCCAGGGCCAGACCCCGCAGCACAGAAAGAAAGGAAACCCAAGGAGCCAGGGCUCCCGGCUGCCGAGCAUAGGCCCCACCCUGGCCCUCCCGCCACCGCCCCUGAUGCUCGGGACUGGCUGGCAGGGCCACAUGGGAAGGAGGCCCUGCCUGCCUCCCCCAGGCCUGACCAGAGCCGGCCCACGGGGGUCCCUACCCCAGCCUCGGUGCUGUCCGGCCCCAGCUACGAGGAGGCCAUGCACACACCACGGACCCCAUCCUGCAGCACGGACGACUACCCUGACCUCCUGUUCGACUGCACAGACCCCCCGCCCGCCUCCAGCACGUCCGCCAGCACCGGCUCCCCGUCCUUCCUCGACAGGUUCUCUGUGGCAGCCAGCGGCAUCACAGAGACCCCUAGCCAGACCCUCUCGAGGCCCGUGUGCACGAACCUGUACCGCUCGGCCUCCGUGGAUAUCCGGAGGACCCCGGAGGAGGAGUUCAGUGUUGGGGACAAGCUGUUUCGGCAGCAGAGCGUGCCCCUCGUGUCCAGCUAUGACUCGGCAGGGCAGCCCGUGGAGGAAAAGGCCCCUGCUCCCCCGGGCCCCACAGACAAAUUCUCCUGCCUGUCUCCAGGCUACUACUCCCCUGACUACGGCAUCCCCUCCCCUAAAGCGGACGCUCUGCACUGCCCGCCUGCAGCCGUGGCCACACUCGCCCCCUCUCCAGAGGGUGCCUACGCCACCUUGCAGGCAAAGUCCCCCCCUCCUCACAGAGACACACUCUCGGCCCCUUCCAUGGAGGGGACCCUUCCCCCAGAUCUGGGGAUCCCCCCAGAUGCCACGGAGGACCAGCAGGCCACCGCAGCAAUCAUCCCCCCGGAGCCCAGCUACCUGGAGCCCUUAGAUGAGGGCCCCUUCACCGCUGUCAUCACGGAAGAGCCUGUGGAAUGGGCGCACCCGGCUGCCUCUGAGCAGGCCCUGGCCUCCAGCCUGCUGGGGGACCCUGCAGAGAGCCCCAACCCCUGGCCUGUGGGGCCUGAGCUCCUGCUCAAAUCACCCCAGAGGUUCCCAGAGUCCCCAAAACCUUUCUGUCCCACCGAUUCCCUCCACCCUGCCACCUCGGGGCCCUUCGGGGCCCCAGAGACCUCAUUCCCUACUUCCCCCAUCUCCUACCCUCUGGCAGUCCCCGAGCCAGGGCUCCAGGGCAGCAAGGAUGAGGCAGUGUCUGCAGUGCCUGCGGCCCUGCCCCCCGCAGAGGAGCCCACGCCCUUUCCCCCACCCUCCAGCUUGGACUCCUUCUUCAGUAACUGUAAGGCGCUGCCCGAGACACCCUCUGAGGGCCCCCCAGAACCCUCCUGUGUGACCACUGUGGCACAGGUUGGGACUCUGGGGGCUCUGGAGAAGAACUUUCUGGAAAAUGGGCACAGGCUGGCUGCCCUUGGCCAGGUAGAGCCUGUUUCCUGGUCUGACGCUUUCGCCAAUUCUGAAGAUGACUUGGACCUGGGACCCUUCUCCCUGCCCGAACUCCCUCUUCAGACUAAAGACGUCUCUGACGUCGAGACGGACCCUGUGGAAGGGAGUCCCCUCAUCCCCCCAGAAGGCGCGCCUGCGGGGGCACCUGUGUCAGGGAGUGGUACUGAGGCUGCCUCUGAGGGUCCGCUCCCCCUGCCGCCUGAGCAGGUAGCUGCCCGGCUGAGCCCUGAGCCCGAGGCUUCCCAAGGGCCGGCAGCGGACACAGAGCAGGAAGGCCUGGGGGAGGUGGGGUCUGGGUGCGAAAGGGGGGCCCCUGAGGAGGCCGAAGCCUCUGUGGCUGAGCCAUGUCCCACAGGACAAGCUGAGGAGGACGCUUCUGAGGGCCACGAGCCGUUGGUUGUGUCCCACUGCGCCCUUGAGGCCUCUGAGGACACGACAGAUGGGACUCAACCUCUUGGCGGGGCGGGAUUGGAGGGACCCCCAGGUGGCACCCUACCCGAGGCUACAGAACCUGAACCCAAACCCGCAGCUGAAGCCCCAAAGGCCCCCCGCGUGGACGAUGUCCCCCAGCGCAUGACUCGCACCCGGGCCCAGAUGCUGGCCAACCAGAGCAAACAGAGCUCGCCCCCUUCUGAGAAGGAGGCCGCCCCCACCCCCCGCACCAAGGGCCGCUGCCUGGAGGAGGAUGAGAGCCAGGCCCAGCACCCGCGCAAGCGCCGUCUGCAGCGCUCGGGACAGCCGCUGCCACCGCCACUGCCCACAGGCACGCGGCAGACGCGGGAGGUGAUCCAGCAGACACUGGCCGCCAUCGUGGACGCCAUCAAGCUGGACGCCAUUGAGCCCUAUCACAGCGACAGGGCCAACCCGUACUUCGAGUACUUGCAGAUCCGAAAGAAGAUUGAGGAAAAGCGCAAGAUCCUGUGCUACAUCUCCCCGCAGGCACCGCAGUGCUAUGCCGAGUACGUCACCUACACGGGCUCCUACCUCCUGGACGGCAAGCCGCUCAGCAAGCUGCACAUCCCCGUGAUCGCACCCCCACCCUCCCUGGCGGAGCCCCUGAAGGAGCUGUUCAAACAGCAGGAGGCCGUGAGGGGGAAGCUGAGGCUACAGCACAGCAUCGAGCGGGAGAAGCUCAUCGUCUCGUGCGAGCAGGAGAUUCUCCGCGUGCACUGCCGGGCAGCAAGGACCAUCGCAAACCAGGCAGUGCCCUUCAGCGCCUGCACCAUGCUGCUGGACUCAGAGGUGUACAAUAUGCCUCUGGAGAGUCAGGGCGAUGAAAACAAGUCCGUGCGCGACCGCUUCAAUGCCCGCCAGUUUAUCUCGUGGCUGCAGGACGUGGACGACAAGUAUGACCGCAUGAAGACCUGCCUCCUCAUGCGGCAGCAGCACGAGGCGGCAGCCCUGAAUGCCGUGCAGAGGAUGGAGUGGCAGCUCAAGGUGCAGGAGCUGGACCCCGCCGGGCACAAGUCCCUGUGUGUGAACGAGGUGCCGUCCUUCUACGUGCCCAUGGUCGAUGUCAACGACGACUUCGUGCUGCUGCCAGCCUGACCCAGCGCCCCCUCACCACAGGACACAGGCCAGGGCCACAUGCCCACUCGGCGCUGCUGCCGCAUGCCCCAGGCUGCGUGGAGAGUGGAGAGCAGGCACUCGGCAGCCCGGGUCCUGCUCCCAGCCAGCGCGCCAGCGACUCAGGAGCUGCAGACGAGACCCUUCUCACGACUUCCUGUUCCAUUCUGAUCCACUAAAGGAAAUGAAAUCCGGGCACCUGCCCCCUCGCAGCCGCCUCCAGCAGGUUGGAGGGCCAGGAGUGCGCUGGGCCGCAGCCUCAGACCAGGGCUGGACGCUGAGCCAUGCCCUUGGGAGCAGGGCGUGGCUGGGCCGCCUCCUAGCCCCGCCACAGGGACUGAGCCAGGCUCUCCGGUGGCGUUUUUAACGGAGUCAAAUCCACGUGGUUUGUAUAUUUUCCUUUAAUCUUGGGCAUUUUGUUUCUCUUUCUGAGAACAUAACUUGAAACACUACGGAGCCAAUAAUCAUAUAAAAAGUGUACCCGUAAACGCUGUACAGUUUUAUACACAUUCACAAUGUACUUUUGCUGCCUUCUAGAUAAUUUAUUUUGCAACACAUUACUGCACAGUUGUAAAUAACUUAUGUACUGUAACAUCACUUCAGUUAUGUGUAAAGAAAUAAAUAAAUUAAUUACAUGCUC
This is a messenger RNA of Sorex araneus (European shrew), 8924 nucleotides long. It is a transcript of the gene ANKRD11, whose product is annotated as ankyrin repeat domain containing 11. Gene Ontology annotation, cellular component: nucleus. The coding region runs from base 425 to 8266 and encodes 2613 amino acids. The record is from RefSeq and is a predicted model, not a curated record. Gene Ontology annotation, biological process: anatomical structure morphogenesis. Gene Ontology annotation, molecular function: protein binding. Lineage: Eukaryota; Metazoa; Chordata; Mammalia; Eulipotyphla; Soricidae. The transcript has 13 exons.